UCUACAUCUACAUGGCUUCGUAUUGGAUAGUCCACAGUGAUUAUUGGCGAAAUUUUCCCCAUCCGAAUUACGCUGCUUCUCCAUUCUCCUCUUAAAGCCCUAACUUCUCUCCUCCCCCCAACAAAAACAACAGUUUGCAGUUGUGUUACCUCCUCUAGUCGGCGCCUCCUCUGCCAACCACCUCUCUUUCUGCUCUCGAACUUUCACACCACUAGAAAAAGCCUGGAAAACCCAGAUUUAUGAACCGAUUCGCAAUGAGAUGAAGAUUGACAUCCGCAUGAAUCUUGUUGCAAAGCGAGUUGAACUUAAGACUAUGAGGGACACUCCCGACAUAAGCAACCUUUACAAGUGUUCUUCCUAUGUGCAGGCUUUCAUGUUGUGCUUUGAGGCUGAGCAAGUAAGAGAGGCCUUUUUCAGGUAUGAUAAUUUGGAUAUGUCUUCACUUGAUAUGCAAGAUGUGAAGCGCACACUCAAGGGGGAUCACUUGACUCGUGCUAUUGGAAGGAUAUGUGGGAAAGGUGGGAAGAUCAAAUUCAUGAUUGAGAACGCUACUAAAACUAGGAUUGUGGUUGCUGGUAACAAGAUUCACUUUGUUGGUACACAUGAUGCCAUCAAAAUUGCAAAGGACUCUGUUUGCCGCCUUAUUAUGGGUUCCCCUGCCGCCAAAAUAGCUUCUAGGCUUAGAACCAUUACAGCUCGGGCAUCUGAACGAUUCUAAAACCAAGAUUCUAAAUUGAAUUAAGGGUAGGAGGUAGAUGACUAGAUGGGUUGCCAGAUUGAUUCAAUCAGUUGGUAACUUCUGUUCGGUUGAUGUGGGUUAAAGAUAGGUGAUUCGGUUGGGUUCUUUCUUUUAGAUCUGGGUUUUUUCCGUUGCUUUUGUUCUUGUUAUGGUUUUGAGGUGGGCAUUGUAGAAUGUUCAUCAUAGAAAAUUAGAAAUGAAACAACUUUCACAUGUAAAUGGUGAAUUUAGCUUUCUU
Spinacia oleracea (spinach) is the source of this 977-nucleotide messenger RNA. RefSeq lists its product as uncharacterized. Gene Ontology annotation, molecular function: RNA binding. Lineage: Eukaryota; Viridiplantae; Streptophyta; Magnoliopsida; Caryophyllales; Amaranthaceae. The transcript is spliced from 2 exons. The record is from RefSeq and is a predicted model, not a curated record. Gene Ontology annotation, cellular component: nucleus. The coding region runs from base 260 to 718 and encodes 152 amino acids.